CCUUCACCACGCGUUAUUGGACUUUGUGUCAUUGACUUCUGGUAAUGGGAAUCUUUAAACCUACAUAACCUCUCAUCUCAUCUUAAUUCUUGGUACCUUCCUUCAAAAUCUUCAGCUUAAUUUUUGGUUCCCAAUGGCUUCCACCAGCACACACAUACACAUAGCUUCUUCCUCUCCGACCCCUACCAUUCACGAAGUAUUCUUGAGCUUUAGAGGUGAAGAUACUCGCAAGAACUUUGUAGACCAUUUGUAUCGAGCUUUUUUCCUUAAUGGAAUCUACACCUUCAAAGAUGACAAAGAACUCAAAAGUGGGGAAGAAAUUUCACCCGCACUCCUCAAAGCAAUCAAAGAAUCAAGGAUCGCUCUCAUAAUUUUCUCCAAAAACUAUGCUUCCUCCAGGUGGUGUUUGGAUGAACUGGUUAAAAUCCUUGAAUGCAAGGAGACGAUGGGGCAAACAGUCAUACCGGUCUUCUAUGAUGUGGUUCCUUCAGAAGUGCGGUACCAAAUAGGGAGCUUUGAAUCAGCCUUUAAGAUUCAUGAGAAAGGGAGGAACAAGGACAAAGUUCAGAGGUGGAAGACAGCUCUCACUCAAGCAGCAAACUUGAGCGGACAUAGCGUUCCGGACAUAGCAAGCGGGCACGAGUCAGAAUGUAUCCAAAAAAUUAUUGGAGAUAUUUUCAGUAAACUGAACCGUUCAUCUCCAAUUGUUGGCGAUGAUGAUGAUCUGAUUGGGAUAGAGUCCCAUGUGAAGGAAGUGGAAUCAUUGUUACGUAUGGAGUUGAAUGAUGUUCGCUCUGUAGGUAUAUGGGGAAUGGGGGGCAUAGGAAAGAGUACUAUUGCCAAAGCUGUAUAUGACCGGAUCUCCCAUCAGUUUCAAGGUAGUUGCUUUCUUAGAAAUGUUAGAGAAAACUCAGAAAGUAGUAAAGAUUUGGAAGCUUUACAAGAAAAGCUCCAUUCACAAAUCUUAAAUGGAAGUACUUUUGUUGGUUUAGCAGCAGAUGCGAUAAGAUACAGGCUACGAUGCAGACGGGUUCUUGUCGUUCUUGAUGAUGUGGAUCAAGUGCAACAACUAGAAGCAUUAGCUAGAAAGCAUUGGUUUGGUUCUGGAAGUAGAAUCAUCAUAACAACAAGAGAUGAACAGCUGCUAAUAAGUCACGGAGUGACUCAACUAUACGAAGCCAAGGCAUUGAAAUUUAAUGAAGCUAUCCAGCUCUUUUCUUCAAAGGCCUUUUUUCAAAGUUCUCCACAUGAAGAUUACAAGGUACUCUCAGAGGACAUAGUACACUAUACUGGUGGCCUUCCAUUAGCUCUUAGAAUUUUGGGUUCCUCUCUAUGUGGUAAAACAGUUGAGGAAUGGACGAGUGCAUUGAGUCAGCUGCAUACAAUUUCAGACGAAAAUAUUCUCAAAGUGCUUAAGAUCAGUUACGAUGGACUGACCAAAUUGGAGAAGAAAAUUUUCCUUGAUAUUGCAUGUUUCUUCAAAGGGAAACAAAAGGAUUUUGUGACAAGAAUACUCGACGGUUGCUGCGGCUUCAAACCAGAUUAUGGAAUACGUGUUCUCAUUCAAAAAUCUCUCUUAACUAUGUCAGACGAUCACUUUUCGAUGCAUGAUUUGGUACAGGAAAUGGGCUGGUAUAUUGUUCGUGAAGAAUCUCCAGAGCCUGGGGAACGUAGCAGGUUAUGGGUUCGAAAGGAAGUUUGUAAUGUAUUGGCGGAAAAUUCGGGGACUAAAAAAGUUAAAGCCAUAGUUUUGGAACUGGUCGAAGCGGAAGAUGUUGGCCUUAGUACUGAAGCCUUCACAAAGAUGACCAAUUUAAGGCUGCUCAUUUUGCAAAAUGUGUUGUUUUCUGAUGGUUCUCGUGGUAGCGCUGCACAUCUUUCAAAUCAGUUGAAGUGGCUUGAUUGGCAUGCAUACCCUUCAAACUAUUUGCCAGCAAGUUUUCGGGCAGAGAAUCUUGUUGAACUCAAAAUGUGUUACAGCCGCAUUGUACGACUUUGGAAGGAAAUAAAGCCUCUGCCCAAUCUGAAAGUCAUCAAUCUCAGUCACUCCCAUAGGCUAUCCAGUUCCCCGGACUUCACAGUUGUUCCAAAACUGGAGACACUGAUUCUUGAGGAUUGCACGAGUUUGGUGGAGGUUCACCCAUCCCUUGGGGGACUCAAAAGGCUUGUUUUCUUAAAUUUGAGAGGUUGCACAAAUCUUAAGAAAUUUCCAAGCAGUAUUCAUUUGGAAUAUCUUGAGACACUGAAUUUAUCAGGCUGCUGGAGAUUAGAAAAUUUUCCAGAAAUAUUGGGAGAUAUGGUACAUCUAUCAGAGCUGUAUUUGGAUAGGACUGCCAUAAAAGAACUGCCCUCGUCAAUUGAACGUCUCACUAGCCUUAUUUUGAUGGAUUUACGUGAAUGCAAAAACCUUUCACUUCUUCCAGAAACCAUUUGUAGGUUGAGCUGUUUGAAAAAUCUUGAACUCACCGGCUGUUCAACACUUGAGGAAUUGCCAGAAGAUAUUGGAAAUUUAAAAUGUUUAGAGGAGCUUCAUGCAGAUAAAACUGGUAUCAAGCGACUACCAUCCUCCAUUAAUCUUUUGAAAGAGCUCAAAGACUUAUCCCUUAGUGGAUGCAAGGGAACAAUGUCGACUCAGUCAUCCUCUUUGUUUUUCUUAGCACGUAAACGUGAACAUUUUCCGGGUUUGGUGCUUCCUUCUGUUGCAGGUUUAUAUUCCUUAAGAGAACUUAAUCUCAAUGAUUGCAAUCUCUCUGUGAUUCCCAGUGACAUUGGCAGUUUAUCCUCUUUGAAAGAGUUGUAUUUAAACAGAAACAAUUUUGAAAGUUUACCUUCAAGCAUCUCUCAGCUUCCCGAUCUUGAAAUGUUUGAGUUAGUAGGGUGCAAGAGGCUGAAAGCAUUGCCAGAGCUUCCAUUCAGUCGUUACUUUCAGGCAGAUGAUUGCCAAUCUUUAAUAAGCAUCGGAGAUCUGUCUAGGAUGGACAAAGUCAGUUUCACUAAUUGCACGAAGCUGUUAGAGAAUAAAGAGAGUGAAAACGAGGUUGAUAUGUUGCUGAGAAUUGUGCUUCAGAAUAUCUGUUAUUGGAAUUUUUGCCCUCGUAUGCUUUUACCGGGAAGAGAGAUUCCAGAGUGGUUCACCCAUCAGUAUGAGGCUACUAACGCAUCUGUGCAACUGCCUCCAGAUUGGUUUAACGACGAGACAUUUUUGGGAGUUGCCGUGUGUGUUGCUUUCGACUCCGCAACUGCAAUGCGUAGCAUCUCCGCCCGGGCCAUCAUGGGCCAUCAAACGACAUUCUUCCUCAUUCCCGAAGGUACAACCGUUGAUUCGGGACAUAUCUACUUUCAAUAUUAUCCAUUUUAUCGUAAUGACUAUGUACGUGAUGAGCGUCAACAUGUCAGCGAAUUUGAGGUUUGCUAUUACGAAGAGGAUACGAUGGUGAGGAAGUGGGGACUCCGUCUAAUGUACAAGGAAGAUGUAAUUAGAAGGAAGGCUAUUGAUGAUGGUGAUGGGCUGAAAUCAUUGAAUUAAAUGGAAGUGCCUCCUGCUCUCACUCUCAUGAUGAUGAAGCACGAGAAGGGAAGGAUGAUGGGUGUGGGAAUUUGGGAAUCAUUGACGGGUCAGCUGAAGAAGAAAUUAGUCUUGCUCUUAACAAAAAGCGUGAUGACUGUGACAAUGGAAGUGUCUCCUGCUCUCACUCUCAUGCUCAUGAUGAAAGCCGCUGGUGUUGUGGAUGCAUUCCAUGGUUAAUUUUCAAAAAUUCCCCUUUCCCUCACUAGAUAAAUUAAAUUCUCAAGAAUGGCAAAGUAACCUUCACCAAUAUUAAGCGUAAGCAAGGAUGCGGCCUUUGAUGCGUCUGAACGAUGUGAUAUACUUACUUUGUCAAGAGGAGGUGGUUGAUUCGAUGGCUCCAAUUGUUGAUUCAUCGAUGGCUCAAGGUGUCAGUGAGCUGGUGGAGCUAAAAGAGGUUCAUUUAAAGAAUUCUCUACAUUAUUAAUGGUCAUGUUGGUUGAAAAAAGUAUUUUAUUAUGUUCAAUAUUUUCUCAUGUUCAAUGCCUCCCUUGAAGUAUAGGCUAAUUAAAUCAUUGGAGAUCCGCCAACUUCAAAUGUUGUAGGGCUUAUGGGCCUGACGUGGUUUUUAUUGUUUAGCAAGGUUGGCCUGUAUGGCCAAUCAUUUUUGUUUUCGGGUCUUUGUUUGGUUCAGACUCUUUUCUUUCUUAUUGGCAAUUGCCAAUUGUGCAUUUCUUAAAUUUAUAAAAAUUGUUUGACUUUUCAAAAUAAAUAAAUAAAGUGCAACGACUCAAUGA
Messenger RNA from Cornus florida, 4302 nucleotides. RefSeq names its product disease resistance protein RPV1-like. Bases 134 to 3526 code for a protein of 1130 amino acids. Gene Ontology annotation, molecular function: ADP binding; protein binding. The transcript has 6 exons. Gene Ontology annotation, biological process: defense response; signal transduction. The record is from RefSeq and is a predicted model, not a curated record. Lineage: Eukaryota; Viridiplantae; Streptophyta; Magnoliopsida; Cornales; Cornaceae.